This is a messenger RNA of Scomber scombrus (Atlantic mackerel), 1521 nucleotides long. Its product is annotated as NADH-ubiquinone oxidoreductase chain 5-like. The transcript has 2 exons. NCBI's taxonomy places the organism in Eukaryota, Metazoa, Chordata, Actinopteri, Scombriformes, Scombridae. The record is from RefSeq and is a predicted model, not a curated record. The coding region runs from base 1 to 1521 and encodes 506 amino acids.
AUGACUCGCCUUGUGUUCUAUGUGAUCUACGUGUUCCAUGUGUUCCAUGUGUUCCAUGUGAUCUAUGUGUUCUACGUGUUCCAUGUGUUCUACGUGUUCCAUGUGUUCUACGUGUUCCAUGUGAUCUACGUGUUCCAUGUGUUCUACGUGUUCUAUGUGAUCUACGUGUUCUAUGUGUUCUACGUGUUCUAUGUGUUCUACGUGUUCCAUGUGUUCCAUGUGUUCUACGUGUUCUAUGUGAUCUACGUGUUCUAUGUGUUCUAUGUGAUCUACGUGUUCUAUGUGUUCUAUGUGUUCUAUGUGUUCUAUGUGAUCUACGUGUUCUAUGUGUUCUAUGUGAUCUAUGUGUUCUAUGUGUUCCAUGUGUUCCAUGUGAUCUACGUGUUCUAUGUGUUCUAUGUGAUCUACGUGUUCUAUUUGUUCUACGUGUUCUACGUGUUCUAUGUGAUCUACGUGUUCCAUGUGUUGUACGUGUUCUAUGUGUUCUAUGUGUUCUAUGUGAUCUACGUGUUCUACGCGUUCUAUGUGAUCUACGUGUUCUACGUGUUCUAUGUGUUCCAUGUGUUGUAUGUGAUCUACGUGUUCCAUGUGUUCUGCGUGUUCCAUGUGUUCCAUGUGUUCUAUAUGUUCUAUGGGUUCUAUGGGUUCUAUGUGUUCUACGUGUUCUACGUGUUCUAUGUGUUCCAUGUGUUCCAUGUGUUCUAUGUGUUCCAUGUGUUCCAUGUGUUCCAUGUGUUCUAUGUGUUCUAUGUGUUCCAUGUGUUCCAUGUGUUCUAUGUGUUCUAUGUGAUCUACGUGUUCUAUGUGUUCUAUGUGAUCUAUGUGUUCUAUGUGAUCUACGUGUUCCAUGUGUUCUAUGUGUUCCAUGUGUUCUACGUGUUCUAUGUGAUCUAUGUGUUCCAUGUGUUCCAUGUGAUCUAUGUGUUCUAUGUGUUCCAUGUGUUCCAUGUGAUCUACGUUGAUCUACGUGUUCUAUGUGUUCUAUGUGAUCUAUGUGUUCUAUGUGAUCUACGUGUUCCAUGUGUUCUAUGUGUUCCAUGUGUUCCAUGUGAUCUACGUGUUCCAUGUGUUCCAUGUGUUCUAUGUGUUCUAUGUGUUCCAUGUGAUCUAUGUGAUCUACUGUAUGUGUUCUAUGUGAUCUACGUGUUCUAUGUGUUCUACGUGUUCUAUGUGUUCUGUGGGUUCUAUGUGUUCUAUGUGAUCUACGUGUUCUACGUGUUCUACGUGUUCUAUGUGAUCUACGUGUUCCAUGUGUUCUACGUGUUCCAUGUGCUCCAUGUGUUCUAUGUGUUCUAUGUGAUCUACGUGUUCCAUGUGUUCUAUGUGUUCCAUGUGUUCUAUGUGUUCUAUGUGUUCUGUGGGUUCUGUGGGUUCUACGUGUUCUAUGUGUUCUGUGGGUUCUAUGUGUUCUAUGUGAUCUACGUGUUCUACGUGUUCUACGUGUUCUAUGUGAUCUACGUGUUCCAUGUGUUCCAUGUGUUCUAUGUGUUCUAUGUGAUCUACUGUAUGUGUUCUAUGUGA